AUGGACCUCAAAAGAAAUCUAGUAGGCCUAAAUGAUCUCCCAGAUAGCUUGUUGAUCUAUAUUCUAAGCAAAGUUCCCUUGAAGCAAGCAGUGCGUUGUUCACUCCUCUGCAAAAGAUGGAAAUUCAUCUGUAACCUUGAAGUUUUUGAGUUUAGCAACAAUAUCUCCUUUGAGAUCAGAGACAAGCUUUCUAAGUGGAUUCACCAAGCUGUUUUGAAAGAUAACCUUGAAGAUAAAUUCAGACAGUCUUCUUUCUCUAUAUCUCUGCUCUCCGAUAGAAGCAUUAACAGUGAGUUGCCCACGCUUGAUGAGACUUUCAAUAAUGAAAGAUUUUCGUCGGAGGACCGCGAUGGAAUUCUACUUGCCGGCAACACGCGCUACACUGCAUUGGGUGUAAUGCAGCAGUUGUCUAAUGCCGUAUUUCCAGAUUUUUCUGCAUCAUCUUCACUGAAAAAUCUAAAGCGGGUUCAUCUGAAUAUGACACUUUUUUAUGAUGCUACACGCCUACUUGCCUAUCUACUUCCACGCUCUCCUGCUCUGAAAAGUAUAUCAGUUUCCCGGAAGAAAGGAUUUGAUGGCGCUAGGGCUCUGCGAUUUAUCAACAGGGUGUUGAAUCUUCAGCAACAAUUUCCAGGAACCAAAAUUCUCUUAUCACGGGAUACAGUGAAGGAAGGGAGAUGCCUCAACUGCGAUCUUGAAGAUUUUCAUUAA
This is a messenger RNA of Cryptomeria japonica (Japanese cedar), 711 nucleotides long. Its product is annotated as probable FBD-associated F-box protein At1g32375. Bases 1 to 711 code for a protein of 236 amino acids. Gene Ontology annotation, molecular function: protein binding. The record is from RefSeq and is a predicted model, not a curated record. Lineage: Eukaryota; Viridiplantae; Streptophyta; Pinopsida; Cupressales; Cupressaceae. The transcript has 5 exons.